AUAUGUACUGUGACAAAUAAUAUUUAAUGUCACAUUUUUAGAGCUUGAGAUACUAUUUUGAAAGGACGACACAUCUCUUCGAAUUUAAUUUAUUAAUUAUUUAUUUUCUUAAUUAGUAAUUAAUUAUAUUUAUUAUGUUAAUAGUAUAUAUCUGGAAUGUCAUCGUAUACUGAUCCAACAAUAGUGAAUUGUUCCUAAUUUGUCUCUUAUAAAUAAGUUCCAUUUUUAUUUGUUCCUUAAUGACUAUUUUUAUAUGUGUAGAACUAUUAAGUUAGAAAAAUUAAUAUUUAUUACAGAAAAUGGAAAAAACGAUCAGUAAAAUACUUGAUGUGUCUUGGAGAUUCGGUGUAACCGCAGCAAAUAGUGAUUCGGACAAAGUUGGCAAAUCUUUUUUGCAGCUAAAAUUAUGUCUCGAUGAAGGUAACAGAAUAAAAGAUCACUUCAUCGAGAUGAGUAUCCCUGAAUUUUAUAAAUUUUUGCAUGAUCUAGAGAAAGCAAAGAUUAAUCUCGACUUAUUAGUUUGAAUAUCUUAAUUAUAUAUAAAAGUAAUAUAAAUGUUAUAUCAUGAACAUACAAUUAAUGUUAAUUAUAAUAUAUAAGUAACAUGUUAUCUUUUGUUGAAAUCAACGUUAAAAUAUAUUGAAGUAAUAUUU
Messenger RNA from Vespa velutina, 653 nucleotides. RefSeq names its product COMM domain-containing protein 7-like. The transcript has 2 exons. NCBI's taxonomy places the organism in Eukaryota, Metazoa, Arthropoda, Insecta, Hymenoptera, Vespidae. The record is from RefSeq and is a predicted model, not a curated record. The coding region runs from base 300 to 524 and encodes 74 amino acids.